This is a messenger RNA of Asparagus officinalis (garden asparagus), 399 nucleotides long. Its product is annotated as yae1 domain-containing protein 1. NCBI's taxonomy places the organism in Eukaryota, Viridiplantae, Streptophyta, Magnoliopsida, Asparagales, Asparagaceae. The transcript has 2 exons. The record is from RefSeq and is a predicted model, not a curated record. The coding region runs from base 1 to 264 and encodes 87 amino acids.
AUGGGGUAUCGAAAUGGCAUUUCAGCUGGCAAAGAAGCUUCUGCACAAAAGGGCUUUAAUGUUGGCUUUAAGCAAUCUGUACUUAUUGCUUACAAGUGGGGCUUUGUUAGAGGAAUUUCUAGUGCAUAUAUCAAUCUUCCAGAUGACUUUAUAGAAAAAUUGGCAACAAGAACUGAGAAAAAAGUUCAGCUUCAGAAUCUCCAUCAGUCUGCGCAGAUGAUUUCAACAACAGAUGCGAUCAAGAUGUUUCAUGAAAGCAUUUGACUUAUCAAAACCUCGAAGGAACCCUCAGAGAGCAAUUCUCAGUUAUCAACCAGUAGUGAAGAAGUUUCUGGCUGCAACAUGUUAGAUAGCCUUUGCAAGGAGCUUAUUUUGGUUUUUCAUGAUUCACCAGAAAUU